CGUGUCCGCGGGACAGGGAGCAGUGCGCGCGCGCGGCCAUGGCGGCCCCUGCGUGCGGCCUUGCGCGGCCCUCCCUGCCCCUCCCGCCCGCGCUCUCUGGAGCCCGUGGCGCUGGCAAUCAUCCUCCGCCCGCCUGGCGGGAGCGCGCGGGCGCUCUGAAGAAGGUGGCGGGUGCGGGAGCGAGGCGCGGCAGGGCGGCCGCGGACAUGUGCAGCAUGUCCUUCAAGAAGGAAACUCCGCUUGCCAACGCUGCGUUCUGGGCAGCGAGGAGGGGAAACCUGGCCCUGCUGAAGCUGCUGUUGAACAGCGGUCGUGUGGACGUGGACUGCAGAGACAGUCAUGGGACCACACUCCUCAUGGUUGCCUCCUAUGCUGGCCACAUAGAUUGUGUGAGGGAACUGGUUCUGCAAGGAGCAGACAUCAACCUUCAGAGAGAGUCAGGUACAACUGCCCUGUUCUUUGCUGCCCAGCAAGGCCAUAAUGAUGUAGUGAGAUUUCUCUUUGGAUUCGGAGCAUCCACUGAAUGUAGGACCAAAGACGGGGGCACUGCCUUAUUGGCUGCUAGUCAGUACGGGCACAUGCAAGUGGUGGAGACCCUACUGAAACAUGGAGCUAACAUCCAUGACCAACUUUAUGAUGGAGCCACUGCCCUCUUUCUAGCUGCCCAAGGUGGUUAUUUGGAUGUUAUUCGAUUACUGUUGUCUUCCGGAGCGAAAGUCAACCAGCCAAGGCAGGAUGGAACUGCACCCCUAUGGAUCGCAUCCCAGAUGGGCCACAGUGAGGUGGUACGAGUGAUGUUGCUACGUGGAGCUGACCGCGAUGCAACACGAAAUGAUGGCACAACAGCAUUGUUGAAAGCGGCCAACAAAGGGUAUAAUGAUGUUAUUGAGGAGUUGCUCAAAUUCUCACCUACUCUUGGUAUUUUGAAGAAUGGGACUUCGGCUCUCCACGCAGCAGUGCUCAGCGGGAAUAUUAAAACAGUUGCACUGCUCCUGGAAGCAGGGGCAGAUCCAGCCUUGAGAAACAAGGCAAAUGAACUUCCAGCAGAACUAACCAAAAAUGAACGUAUAUUGCAUCUCCUCCGAAGUAAAGAAGGACACAGGAAAAACUAACUUAGUCUGAUCUUAGAUAAAAUUUUAAACUAUAUUGUUCAAAAAGAAAUUGUUUUUAACAGUUUUGGGAAUUCUUUUAAGGAAGAAUAUGCCCAGAAUGUCUGCCCUGUGGGUCCCUGACAUAGGCCUGUGCACCAUGCAGAAAAGGAAGGGCUUAGGGUCCCCUUCCUCUCACAGUGGGCUUCUUACACUGCCCUAUAACUCAGCCCUCAGUGGCCAGGCAUAUUCAGAUUCCACAGAAAUUCAUUUUUAACUGUGCUAAGUUGGGUCCCUCGGUUAAACUUGAAGUUAGGCACAGUUUUCAGUGCUAAGCAAGAAGACAGAAAGCUUUGUCCUUUAAGAGUGAAAGAUUGAGCUUCAGUGAAGUAAUGCAUUUUUGCUUUGGCAUUAAAUGUAGCUAUGCUAAAAUAUGUGACAUCCAUAAAUAUAUGUAUGUCCCUUUAGUGUAAAACACCAUAUCCAUGGUUAUUGUGAAUCAAUGAUACAUGGGUAUA
Molecule: messenger RNA, 1606 nt
Organism: Nannospalax galili (Upper Galilee mountains blind mole rat)
Lineage: Eukaryota; Metazoa; Chordata; Mammalia; Rodentia; Spalacidae
Gene: Ankrd29
Product: ankyrin repeat domain 29
Exons: 10
Coding region: 39-1112 (357 amino acids)
Biological process (GO): RNA processing
Molecular function (GO): RNA nuclease activity; protein binding; RNA binding
Source: RefSeq, a predicted model, not a curated record